Messenger RNA from Thalassophryne amazonica, 591 nucleotides. Its product is annotated as 60S ribosomal protein L23-like. Gene Ontology annotation, molecular function: structural constituent of ribosome; large ribosomal subunit rRNA binding. The record is from RefSeq and is a predicted model, not a curated record. NCBI's taxonomy places the organism in Eukaryota, Metazoa, Chordata, Actinopteri, Batrachoidiformes, Batrachoididae. Gene Ontology annotation, cellular component: ribosome; cytosolic large ribosomal subunit. Gene Ontology annotation, biological process: translation.
UUAUUUUUAAAUUGAAUCUUCCGACAACACCUGAACGCAGCACAGGCUGUGACCCGGAUGGGGUUCCGUUCAACUUUAUAUCCCAUAAUUCCUUUCUCCGCCUUCCUCUUUCUAACCCGCAGCGAUGUCAAAGAGAGGACGUGGUGGAUCAUCUGGAGCAAAGUUCCGCAUCUCAUUGGGUCUCCCAGUGGGAGCGGUCAUCAACUGCGCUGACAACACAGGUGCCAAGAACCUGUACAUCAUCUCUGUGAAGGGCAUCAAGGGACGUCUGAACCGUCUGCCUGCUGCAGGAGUGGGUGAUAUGGUCAUGGCCACAGUGAAGAAAGGCAAACCAGAGCUCAGGAAGAAGGUGCAUCCUGCGGUUGUAAUACGACAGCGAAAGUCAUAUCGACGAAAAGACGGCGUUUUUCUCUACUUUGAAGAUAAUGCAGGUGUCAUAGUAAACAAUAAAGGAGAAAUGAAAGGUUCAGCCAUCACGGGUCCAGUGGCCAAAGAGUGCGCUGACCUCUGGCCCAGGAUUGCAUCCAACGCCGGCAGCAUAGCCUGAGCUGGGCCAUGUCCCAACGUUCAUUUUCAAUAAACUGUUGUAAA